This is a messenger RNA of Ricinus communis (castor bean), 1597 nucleotides long. RefSeq names its product probable protein phosphatase 2C 60. Gene Ontology annotation, biological process: protein dephosphorylation. The record is from RefSeq and is a predicted model, not a curated record. NCBI's taxonomy places the organism in Eukaryota, Viridiplantae, Streptophyta, Magnoliopsida, Malpighiales, Euphorbiaceae. Bases 156 to 1292 code for a protein of 378 amino acids. Gene Ontology annotation, molecular function: protein serine/threonine phosphatase activity; cation binding. The transcript is spliced from 11 exons.
CACAUCUGGUCAAAACCUGAAAAGAUUCAACAUACAUACAUGGUUGUUACUCCUGUGUAGAAAAGGAAGGAUUUUAUAUCCACUCCACUCUCUCUUAAUAGUAAGUAUAGUCUCUGCCUCUUGAUUUGAUCGUACGGACUCUGCAACCGUCGAAGAUGGGGGUAUAUCUCAGCUCCCCUAAAACAGAGAAGUCUUCAGAAGAUGGUGAGAAUAAUAGACUUCGAUAUGGGAUGUCCUCUAUGCAAGGAUGGCGCGCAACUAUGGAAGAUGCUCAUGCAGCUUAUCCAGAUUUGGACGGUUCCACAUCUUUCUUUGGUGUUUAUGAUGGCCAUGGAGGAAAAGCAGUGGCUAAGUUCUGUGCUAAGUAUCUUCACCAGCAAGUGCUCAAGCAUGCAGCUUAUUCUGCUGGAGAUUUGGGCAAUGCAUUACAAAAAUCGUUUCUCAGAAUGGAUGAGAUGAUGCAUGGACAGAGGGGAUGGAGGGAAUUAGCCAUAUUGGGUGAUAAAAUAGAGAAGGUUUCUGGGAUGAUAGAAGGGUUUUUAUGGUCACCUAGGAGUGGUGAUGUCAACGGGCAUGUUGAUGAUUGGUCUUCUGAGGAGGGACCUCAUUCUGACUUUCAAGGACCAAAUUCUGGAUGCACAGCAUGCGUUGCAAUUAUUCGAGAGAACCAACUUGUUGUUGCCAAUGCUGGUGAUUCUCGUUGUGUUAUAUCCAGGAAGGGCCAGGCAUACAAUUUGUCUAAAGAUCACAAGCCUGACCUUGAGGUCGAGAAAGACAGGAUUCUAAAAGCUGGAGGUUUCAUACAAGUUGGACGUGUUAAUGGAAGUUUAAACUUGGCUAGGGCUAUUGGGGAUGCAGAGUUUAAGCAGAAUAAAUCACUGCCAGCUGAGAAACAAAUUGUGACUGCCAAUCCAGACAUAAACACAGUUGAGCUCUGUGAUGAUGAUGAAUUUCUUGUUCUUGCUUGUGAUGGCAUUUGGGAUUGCAUGUCAAGUCAGCAGCUAGUGGAUUAUGUGCGGGAGCAAUUAAACAAUGAAAAUAAGCUUUCAGCGAUUUGCGAGAAAGUUUUCAACAGGUGUUUGGCACCUGUUGCUGGUGGUGAGGGAUGCGACAACAUGACCAUGAUUAUAGUCCAGUUUAAGAGACCUGUUACUUCAGGUGCUUCUGUAGAGGAGCAGUCACUCUCCUCUGAUCAACCGGCUCAGACGACAGCAAAUAUUGAUGAACCAUCUCAGUGUAACAGAAGCAUAGUGAAGGUUGAUGAGGGUUCAACAGAGACCAAAGAAAAAUAAUAAUUCAACCGUAUUGACUGAGUGGCUCAUUUUUGUGCAAGCUGGAAUCUGAUAAACACAAGAAUACAAGACUUCAAUUUUACGAUUAGGAAAUCGGUUCUUGUGAUUGUAAAUGAUGAGGAUACUCUUUCUUUUUCUUCUUUUUUUUUCCUACUUUUGCCUCGGUAAUUGACGUUUUCUAAGUUCUGUACAUGUGAUCUUUUUGUGGGUCUCGUUAGAAAUUUUCAAUGGCGCUUAUUGACGAAUUCAGGAUUGUGUCAAUUUCAGGACGUGAAAGGCGAAACUAAUGAACCGCAGGUUUUACA